Messenger RNA from Lacerta agilis (Sand lizard), 456 nucleotides. RefSeq names its product U6 snRNA-associated Sm-like protein LSm3. Gene Ontology annotation, cellular component: U4/U6 x U5 tri-snRNP complex; catalytic step 2 spliceosome; U6 snRNP. Gene Ontology annotation, molecular function: RNA binding. Lineage: Eukaryota; Metazoa; Chordata; Lepidosauria; Squamata; Lacertidae. The record is from RefSeq and is a predicted model, not a curated record. Gene Ontology annotation, biological process: mRNA splicing, via spliceosome; P-body assembly.
AUGGCGGACGAGGUGGACCAGCAACCAACCUUGGAUCUCAUCAGACUCAGUCUUGAUGAACGAAUUUAUGUAAAAAUGAGAAAUGACCGAGAACUUCGAGGCAGAUUACAUGCUUAUGACCAGCACUUAAAUAUGAUUUUGGGUGAUGUUGAGGAUACUGUGACAACAAUAGAAAUUGAUGAAGAAACCUAUGAAGAGAUUUAUAAAUGUACUGCUUUUUUUCAUCCAUAGUCUACCAAAAGGAAUAUUCCGAUGCUGUUUGUCCGAGGAGAUGGAGUUGUACUUGGUGCUCCUCCACUGAGGGUUGGCUGAAACCAUGAAAAAAAUGGUCAUCAUUUCGAAAACGUUGGACCUCUGGACACUGUCUUCUGAUGCCCUUAAACAUUAAGAUUCUGCCCUUAAUUCUGAAAGACCAUCCACACCUGAUUGUUGUGAAAGCAUAAGAUCAUUUGGCAU